UUUAGGGGAAACUGGACGACGCGCGUUAUUUUAUAAUUAUUCAAAAUGUUCAAAAGAUUCUGCAAUGAGACAAAAAUCUACGUUUGACUGUACAUUAUGGAACUUUUAACUUGUUACAACUAACAGGAAGUUUUUCUGGAAGGAUUUUGAUUCGCUAAACUCGAAUCAUUUACAUCAGUGUGUGACGAGAAUCUAUCUGUGUUAUGAAUCAUUCACUCGAUUAAUUAAAAUGACCGAGCCGAUAAAAAUGUGUCAUUUAACAACGACACCACUACGGACCUGACCAAUAUACUGGGAGCCUUCAUUGUGUCAACAAAUAUUGUAUAUGUAUACUUGGAAAGAGUUGCAAAUGGUUUCUUCAUCAGAAAUGCUCAUCUCUGCAGCACAGAAGUCACUGUGUCCUCGUAAGAAGCGUUUAUCUCCGGCCACAUGUCUUGAUGUGACUGUUCAGAUAAUGGCUGUGGAUCUGGGCGUCAAACCUGCUCUACUUUACGACAGUAAUGCAGCUUCUCCAGAACAACUUCAGAUGUAUCUCAGUUCUCUACAGGAGUCUGGAGUUGUAACCAAUCCACUACGGAUUCUGUCCAUUGAUGGCAACACGUUCAUUUUUAAUCGUGCCUCUGUUGAGUCCCACCUGGACGAACUGCUCAAAAGCAAAGAUCUCAUUCUGAUGGACGUAUGUCCCUCAAGAAAACAACCCGUCUUGGCUGGCUUUGAAAAUAAAACUGAGGAUAUGAUCAAAACUCUUUCAGAAUUCUUCAUGACUGAGCUGGAUAAAGACUCCUCAGUGAUUGUACUGGGAGAGGAGUUGUAUAAUGACUGGAACUUGUGCACUCUUUUUGGAAUCCUGUUAGGUUAUCCAGCCUCAUACUGGUUUGACCAAACUGAAGGAUUCAGGAACUGUCUGUGUAUGACACCUCUGGUGGUGUGCACCGUUUGGGUCAAAUGGCACACCCGUGACAUCAAUCAUCGCUGUUGUCUUUACUCUUUCAGUGUUCCUGAAGAGCUAUGGCCACAAGUACAAUGGCAUGUACAUCAGUGGACAGAGAGUCUGAGAGAGAGAUUUAAUAAACAGCCAGUUCUGACUGAUCUCUGCUUUUUUAGGGAAACUGUCACUUUACCCUCUGUGACCCUUUGAAUAAAUUUGAUUUAUGUUUAUUUUUUAUUAUUAAAUAUGUGCUUACAUUGUUUAUUAAGUUUUUUAAUUUCCUUUUUUUUCAUGCAUCACCUAUUUUCUGUAUCAUUUAUGCUAUUUUUUUCUUACCAAAGCAACGUGUAAUAUUGUGUGCAUAUAAUAAAUUUAGGCAGUGAAUCUCAA
Carassius gibelio (silver crucian carp) is the source of this 1318-nucleotide messenger RNA. Its product is annotated as UPF0739 protein C1orf74 homolog. The record is from RefSeq and is a predicted model, not a curated record. The transcript has a single exon. NCBI's taxonomy places the organism in Eukaryota, Metazoa, Chordata, Actinopteri, Cypriniformes, Cyprinidae. Bases 326 to 1138 code for a protein of 270 amino acids.